UCUUUUUUAGAAAGUUUGCCGUCGUGUAACGGAUAUAAAUCUGAAAAUUUGCCAGUCUGUAAUUUUGUCGAGGAACAGAAAAUUUGAAUUUCCGCAACCCUUUUUGAAGCCUCGUGGAGCCUGCAUUUCUGUUGUUGGAUUGCCGUCAUGUAACGAAAAAUUCGAAAAUUCGCGAAGCCUGCGUUUUCUGCAAGUAACGCGAAUUUCGAAAUAUUUUGUAGUCGGAGCUCAUAUCUCAGUUUUUACCCGGCGGGCUUUGAUUUGGAUUUCUCUGUUUUUCACUUUAAUUUGCUUGUUCAGAUUCUGUUAUGGUUUUCCAUAUUUUUUUCCUGGUUAUUUGGUUGUUUUAGUUAUUUUUCUUGCCACUGUUGCGGCAUGGUGUUGUGGAUCGAAAGCCCGCAUAUCGGAUUCAUUCUGGUUUGUGUUAGUUUGGCGCGGAAGACGGAAGCGAUUUAAAAACAUUGCGAUCUUCUGUUUUCUUUGGAAAAGAUUUGGCGUAGAAAGCAGAAAAUGGGGUGCUUUCUUGGAUGUUUUCGUUUUAAAGACAAGGAGCGCCGGCGAGGAGUUCAAGCGACCUCACAGUCUGCGAAGGAAGUCACAACCUCUAGCAGUCACACUCAAUCCAGGCAUUUCAAUGUUUCUUCCCAAGAUGCCGGAGGAUCACCCUUCCUUGAAGACUGCUCAGAACCAAGGAAAGCAGAGAACCUAAGCAGAAAGAAUAGUAGUAACAAGUGGAAUCAGCAAUUGGUUAAAUCAUCUGAAGUUUCUACUGCCCAGGAACCUAAAGUUUCUUCAAAUGGUCCGAGUCCUGAGUUAAUCACACCAGCCGUGCGUCCUGGUGCUUUGGCCAAGUUGAUGGAUCUUUCGGAAGAAGAGGAAAACAUGAAACUCAAUGAGGAGGUGAACUAUCUUAAAUCUUGUGGAACACUUCUGAGAACUCCAUCUGAGAUCUGCAAAGCAAGGGAAAGAUCACCUUCGAAAGAAGUGAAGAUUGGGGACUCUGAUUGGCAUUCAUGGUUUCCUUCUGCUCCCACUUCCGAGCUUAACUGGAAUUGCCUACCUGAAAAUUCUCCACAACAGAUCUCAGCAAGGUUUACACAUGAAAAUCAAUAUAAAGAUGACGAAAAAAACAUAAAGCAACAGACAGAGUAUUCUGGAUGCCAAAAACAUAUAAGUUUCGCUUCUGCUGGUGAGGAUGAAGAGUAUCCCGUUAAAACAAGUCCUGCAUCAUCAAAAUUGCUCGAUCCUAGUUUUUACAAGUCUUCUAGAUAUGAUCAUUGCCCAACUAUUGAAGAGGAUAAUGAAUCCUCCGAUGCAGGGUCAACUACAUUCCAUGAUUCGGUAACGAAGAACAAACCUAGCCUCAAGCAAUGUGAUUCCCCUGAUGGAUUUGAUCCUAAGACCCCUCCUCUAUUCAAGUCUCAUUAUUCACCAAAGCCUACACCUCUAAUUCUUACGGAGGACAUGCAGACUCCAUGGACAAGGACGAUGGGGAAUGCAGGGGUGAACAAGAAUGCUAGAAUUCGUGCACAAUAUGUACAUCCAGUUUUAAAUCCCGUGGAAAAUAUAUCCCAGUGGAAGGAACUGAAAAAAGGCAAUUUGAAGGAUUAUGAGCAAAAGAGUAUGUCUUGGCUGGAGAGAUCAGAUAUGCCAGAGAACCAGUCUGUUUGUUUUCAAAUCCCAGGUUCAAAGGAGACUGGCAUAGACACUGGAAUUCCCAAAAAUCCUAACAGCCAUUCGAUCUCUAGAGCAGAUUCUGUGUCAAAAGAAAAUUUCCCAAGAGAGGAAGAGAUGAAAGUCAAGCUGGAUGGUGCCGAUAUAGCUGACGAGUCCCUUCACAAGAGAAAACUAAUAAACACUAGCCUGGAGAUCUAUAAAACACCUAAACUAGCCGGAGAGUCUCGUCAGCUCCCAGAGGGGACACCGUCACCAGAAAUGCAAGUGGACUCUAGUCUUGCCCAUUGGCUUAAAACCCCACCGGUCGAACAUGAUAAAAUUUCAUCCUCGCGUACAAAUAUCGAUGACAAGCCUAUAUUAGGAGCCAUGCCAGUGAAGAACUCGCAAUCCAUAUCACCAGCAAAGUCACCAUCAAGUAAAAGUAGCGGAGAUUAUGACAGACCUAUUCUGGGUUUGGUUGCUGCGCACUGGAAGGAUGAAGAAUGUGCGCAUAUCAAGUGGUGGGACGGAAAGGGUAUACCAAACUCCACGAACAAGUAUAAGGAGGAUCAGAAGGUGAGCUGGCAUUCCACGCCUUUUGAAGAAAGGUUGGAGAAGGCAUUGUCUAGCGAAGGAGUUGGUGGAAGGGAACUUUUUGCCGCAAAGCCCACAAUGUCUGAGGAAACGGUGCAAAGUGGCAGUAUAACUUCAUGAACAGACUAAGGUGUUCUUUCAGUAUCCCCUGUACACACACAGCUUAUAUUUUUUGCACGUUUUGAGAUUGUGUCAAUAAAAUCUCUAAGGCCUCUUUUGAAAUGUGGGAUUUCAAAGAGUGUUUUUUUCAAGGUUUAACCACAUCAGUUCGGGAAAGGGGCACUAUAUUGCUUUCUGCCGGCAGUUCCAUAGCCAUAUAUAGAGAAGAUUUAUUCUCUCAUAUGCUGAGGAGUAUCGUUACUCAUGUACUUGUUCUGUAAUAGUGAGCAGGGAUGUUCUUAUGUUGAUAAGUGUUGAUGUCAAGCAUAAAUUGACAUUAUUUGUCAAGCAAAAGAAGAAGUGAGAUUGUAUGCUUCAUGUUGCAAAUAAUAUGCAGUCUAAUUUGUUAUCUAUCACCGCUUUGACUGGUACAGAAUAUAGUUUUUGUAAAAUUCAAGAGUUUUAAAUGCA
Molecule: messenger RNA, 2820 nt
Organism: Cryptomeria japonica (Japanese cedar)
Lineage: Eukaryota; Viridiplantae; Streptophyta; Pinopsida; Cupressales; Cupressaceae
Product: protein JASON
Exons: 7
Coding region: 511-2370 (619 amino acids)
Biological process (GO): male meiosis II
Source: RefSeq, a predicted model, not a curated record